Brienomyrus brachyistius is the source of this 4465-nucleotide messenger RNA. RefSeq names its product fibroin heavy chain-like. Bases 43 to 4299 code for a protein of 1418 amino acids. The record is from RefSeq and is a predicted model, not a curated record. NCBI's taxonomy places the organism in Eukaryota, Metazoa, Chordata, Actinopteri, Osteoglossiformes, Mormyridae. Gene Ontology annotation, cellular component: extracellular matrix. The transcript is spliced from 23 exons. Gene Ontology annotation, biological process: positive regulation of acrosome reaction; egg coat formation; binding of sperm to zona pellucida. Gene Ontology annotation, molecular function: acrosin binding.
AAACCAGACCUAACAGUGUGCUUUACUAGCAGCUCUGGGACAAUGGCAAUGCAUGAGGGGGUUAUAGUGCUGCUUCUUCUUUUAGGUUGCAGCUGUGAAGCUCAACUGAAGUCUGGGUUUCUUGUGAAGACCCCUCAAGUGGCUGCAGUUUAUCAAAAUGGAUUAGGUGCUCCCCAGGUGGUGGCAGCUGGCUAUCAGGUUGGGGUAGGGGCUCCCCAGGUGGCUUCGACCAGCUAUCAGGUUGGCGUAGGGGCUCCCCAGGUGUCUUCGACCGGCUAUCAGGUUGGCGUAGGGGCUCCCCAGGUGUCUUCGACCGGCUUCCAGGUUGGCGUAGGGGCUCCCCAGGUGGCUUCGACCGGCUAUCAGGCUGGCGUAGGGGCUCCCCAGGUGGCUUCGACCGGCUAUCAGGCUGGCGUAGGGGCUCCCCAGGUGGCUUCGACUGGCUUCCAGGUUGGCGUAGGGGCUGCCCAGGUGGGGGCGACCGGCUAUCAGGUUGGCGUAGGGGCUCCCCAGGUGGGGGCGACCGGCUUCCAGGUUGGCGUAGGGGCUCCCCAGGUGGGGGCGACCGGCUAUCAGGUUGGCGUAGGGGCUCCCCAGGUGUCUUCGACCGGCUAUCAGGUUGGCGUAGGGGCUCCCCAGGUGUCUUCGACCGGCUUCCAGGUUGGCGUAGGGGCUCCCCAGGUGUCUUCGACCGGCUUCCAGGUUGGCGUAGGGGCUCCCCAGGUGUCUUCGACCGGCUUCCAGGUUGGCGUAGGGGCUCCCCAGGUGGCUUCGACCGGCUUCCAGGUUGGCGUAGGGGCUCCCCAGGUGGCUUCGACCGGCUAUCAGGCUGGCGUGGGGGCGACCGGCUAUCAGGUUGGCGUAGGGGCUGCCCAGGUGGGGUCGACCGGCUAUCAGGUUGGCGUGGGGGCGACCGGCUUCCAGGUUGGCGUAGGGGCUCCCCAGGUGGCUUCGACCGGCUAUCAGGUUGGCGUAGGGGCUCCCCAGGUGGCUUCGACCGGCUUCCAGGUUGGCGUAGGGGCUCCCCAGGUGGCUUCGACCGGCUAUCAGGCUGGCGUAGGGGCUCCCCAGGUGGCUUCGACCGGCUAUCAGGCUGGCGUAGGGGCUCCCCAGGUGGCUUCGACCGGCUAUCAGGCUGGCGUAGGGGCUCCCCAGGUGGCUUCGACCGGCUAUCAGGUUGGCGUAGGGGCUCCCCAGGUGGCUUCGACCGGCUUCCAGGUUGGCGUAGGGGCUCCCCAGGUGGCUUCGACCGGCUAUCAGGUUGGCGUAGGGGCUACCAAGGUGGGGGCGACCGGCUUCCAGGUUGGCGUGGGGGGGACCGGCUAUCAGGUUGGCGUAGGGGCUCCCCAGGUGGGGGCGACCGGCUAUCAGGUUGGCGUAGGGGCUCCCCAGGUGUCUUCGACCGGCUUCCAGGUUGGCGUAGGGGCUCCCCAGGUGUCUUCGACCGGCUUCCAGGCUGGCGUAGGGGCUCCCCAGGUGGCUUCGACCGGCUAUCAGGCUGGCGUAGGGGCUCCCCAGGUGGCUUCGACCGGCUAUCAGGCUGGCGUAGGGGCUCCCCAGGUGGCUUCGACCGGCUAUCAGGUUGGCGCAGGGGCUCCCCAGGUGGCUUCGACCGGCUUCCAGGUUGACGUAGGGGCUCCCCAGGUGGUGGCAGCUGGCUAUCCGGUUGGCGUAGGGGCUCCCCAGGUGGCUUCAACCGGCUUCCAGGUUGGCGUAGGGGCUCCCCAGGUGUCUUCAACCGGCUAUCAGGUUGGCGUAGGGGCUACCAAGGUGGGGGCGACCGGCUUCCAGGUUGGCGUGGGGGGGACCGGCUAUCAGGUUGGCGUAGGGGCUCCCCAGGUGGGGGCGACCGGCUAUCAGGUUGGCGUAGGGGCUCCCCAGGUGUCUUCGACCGGCUUCCAGGUUGGCGUAGGGGCUCCCCAGGUGUCUUCGACCGGCUUCCAGGUUGGCGUAGGGGCUCCCCAGGUGGCUUCGACCGGCUUCCAGGUUGGCGUAGGGGCUCCCCAGGUGGUGGCAGCUGGCUAUCCGGUUGGCGUAGGGGCUCCCCAGGUGGCUUCAACCGGCUUCCAGGUUGGCGUAGGGGCUCCCCAGGUGUCUUCAACCGGCUAUCAGGUUGGCGUAGGGGCUACCAAGGUGGGGGCGACUGGCUUCCAGGUUGGCGUGGGGGGGACCGGCUAUCAGGUUGGCGUAGGGGCUCCCCAGGUGGGGGCGACCGGCUAUCAGGUUGGCGUAGGGGCUCCCCAGGUGGGGGCGACCGGCUAUCAGGUUGGCGUAGGGGCUCCCCAGGUGUCUUCGACCGGCUAUCAGGUUGGCGUAGGGGCUCCCCAGGUGUCUUCAACCGGCUAUCAGGUUGGCGUAGGGGCUACCAAGGUGGGGGCGACCGGCUUCCAGGUUGGCGUGGGGGGGACCGGCUAUCAGGUUGGCGUAGGGGCUCCCCAGGUGUCUUCGACCGGCUUCCAGGUUGGCGUAGGGGCUCCCCAGGUGUCUUCGACCGGCUUCCAGGUUGGCGUAGGGGCUCCCCAGGUGGCUUCGACCGGCUUCCAGGUUGGCGUAGGGGCUCCCCAGGUGGCUUCGACCGGCUUCCAGGUUGGCGUAGGGGCUCCCCAGGUGGUGGCAGCUGGCUAUCCGGUUGGCGUAGGGGCUCCCCAGGUGGCUUCGACCGGCUUUCAGGUUGGCGCAGGGGCUCCCCAGGUGGCUUCGACCGGCUUCCAGGUUGGCGUAGGGGCUCCCCAGGUGGUGGCAGCUGGCUAUCCGGUUGGCGUAGGGGCUCCCCAGGUGGCUUCCAACUACCAGGUUGGCGUAGGGGUUCCCCAGGUGUCUUCGACCGGCUAUCAGGCUGGCGUAGGGGCUCCCCAGGUAGUGGCAGCUGGCUAUCUGGUUGGCGUAGGGGCUCCCCAGGUGGCUUCCAACUUCCAGGUUGGCGUAGGGGCUCCCCAGGUGUCUUCGACCGGCUAUCAGGUUGGCGUAGGGGCUCCCCAGGUGGGGGCGACUGGCUAUCAGGUUGGCGUAGGGGCUACCAAGGUGGGGGCGACCGGCUUCCAGGUUGGUGUAGGGGCUCCCCAGGUGUCUUCGACCGGCUAUCAGGUUGGCGUAGGGGCUACCAAGCUGGGGACGACCGGCUUCCAGGUUGGCGUAGGGGCUCCCCAGGUGGCUUCGACCGGCUAUCAGGUUGGCGUAGGGGCUCCCCAGGUGGCUUCGACCGGCUUCCAGGUUGGUGUGGGGGGGACCGGCUUCCAGGUUGGCGUAGGGGCUCCCCAGGUGGGGCCAGCCGGCUAUCUGAGCAAGCAAGCUGCUCCUGCUCUGGUUAAAUCUGUGACUGGAAUGCAAGUGAACCCUGAUAGUGUGAGGGUUGUAUGUGGGGAGGAUUCGGUUAUGGUGGAUGUGCUACAGGACCUAGCUAUUGGCCAGCUGAUCAAUGCUUCAGACAUCACCCUUGGCGGCUGUGCACCCACUGGGCAGGAUGCUUCUGGCACAGUGAGGUUUCAGUCUGUGCUGCAGGCCUGUGGAAGUACACUGAUGAUGACUGCUGAUGCCCUGGUCUAUAGCUUUGCAUUGAUCUACACCCCCAGGGGUAUUAAUGGCAGCCCCAUUGUGAGGACCAAUGGUGCUGUGGUUGGCAUUGAGUGUCACUAUUCGAGGAAGCAGAAUGUAAGCAGCAAUGCCCUGGUGCCAACCUGGAUCCCCUACUAUGCUACAAUGGCGGCUGAGGCACAACUGAGUUUCUCACUGAGGCUGAUGGAUGAUGCAUGGCAGAAUGAGAGGGCCUCCAAUGUGUACUUCCUGGGAAGUGUCCUGAACAUUGAAGCCUCUGUCCUCGUGGGCAACAGUCAGCCCCUGCGUGUCUUUGUGGACAGCUGUGUGGCCACCUUGGUCCCUGAUGUGACCUCUGUCCCUAGCUAUGCUUUUGUGCAGAACUCUGGGUGCCUGACUGAUGCCAAGGUGACAGGAUCCCGCUCCCAGUUCCUGCCCAGAAAGCAGGAUGACAAGCUGCAGCUUCAGCUGGAUGCUUUCAGGUUCUCUCAGGAUGGCAGGAGCUCACUGUACAUUACUUGCAGCCUGAGAGCAACAGUGGCUUCUGUGCCUGUGGAUUCCCAACACAAGGCUUGUUCCUUCUCUCUUGCCACUAACAGGUGGGUGUCUGUGGAUGGGAAUGACCAGGUGUGUGGCUGCUGUGACACCAGCUGUGGGCUUGCAGGUGUAGCAGGUGCUCAAGGCACAGGUGUUCUGGGCCCCAUUGCUAUCCAACAGGGUCCUCCCACGGCUAGUCAGCCUGGACAGCUGUACCUUCUUAAGGGAUAGGUACUUACUGCCCUAACCUGCCAAGCUGUGGUACCAGGAUGGAAGGAGCCACUUAACUUUCCCAGCCUUUUCUACACUGUUUGCUGUUCCCCUAAUGUGGUGCCUGCUGCUGUGCUGGAACCCAAAGGCACCAUCUACUGUGACUCAAUAAAAUGCAUGUAUUUGA